AUGGCGGGGGCAGUGAGCCCACCGGAGACCCUCGCAGGCUUCGAGGCCACUGUCACGCAAUGGCUGAAGCAGAACGGGUCGCCCGUGACCCUGACCAAGAUGAAGGGCGUGUCAGGAUGGCUGUUGGCCCUGCCCGAGGGUCCCACCCUGCAGGUCUUCCGAGAGGAAACCGGGCCUGGAUCACUGGCAGACCCCACCUCCCUGGCGGCCAUCGCGGCAGCCAGCGCUCGCGGCCGUGCGCUGGCCCUGGCUCAGACGGCGCUGGCCUCCCCGCCGCCCGAUGAUCCCGCCGCGCAGAGCUACACGGCCCCUGCCUCGGUGUUUGAGUGCCCCCGCCACGUACUGCAUGGUAUGGUGCAUGGGAAUGGGUACGGUCACCUCCUGCGGGUCAAUGGCGUGGAGGGGCAGGGAGGGGCGGCCGGCUCUGGGCCCCGGAUCUCUGGGAGGACGGUCAUGCUGCUCUGGACGCAGCUGUGCGCCCGCCUCGCAGCCACCGCCAUUUCCACAGAGGACGUCUCCAACAAGGGUGGCAUGGACCUGAGGGUGCUGCACACAGCUGCUCACCUCUCCACCUGGUACGGGCAGUUUGGCUUUGACUUUGGGCGUGGGGCCUACAACAUCACCAGGGAACAGUGGGCAGAGGCAGCGCGUGCUGUGCACGCUGCCCCGCUCCGCUCUCUGGUAGAUGACUUUCACUGCGUGGACGACGCAGUCGUGGGCAUCGUCCAGCGAUACGGGCUGCCCAUGGAGGAGCCUGAGGUCGGCGUGCGGGCUUCGCCGGCGACGUCCCGCCGCACCUACUACAACGUGUGCGUGCUGGACGCCAGGCAGCCGGACGGCGCAGCCAGAGCCCCGGAGUACCAGGUGCAGUACCAUUCGGGCGCGACCGAGUGGAUGGGUCUGGAGGACAUCGCCUGGACGCAUGUCGCCAAGUCCAGGGAGGCCCUGGGCUGCCUGGCGGCCUUUGAGCAGCAUCUGGGGUGCAAGCGCUGCAGCGGCGGGCCCCCGGGCUGCGCCUAUUGCUGGAAAGCGGCGCUGGCGGACCUACGGGAGGGACGGCUGGGGUCUGAGAGAGCUGAGGGCAAAACCAAGUCGCAGCUGAUAAAGUCCUCAAGUCCUCCUGGGGCUGGGCGGGCGAGGGGCGGGGGCGGCGGGGCGCCGGCCAGGGGCCACACAGGUGGGCAGCUGGCCUUCCGCGCGCCGUGCGCCGAGUGUGGAGGCGCAGCCUGCUCUUCGCACGACGAUGCGAUGGUCGAUGGCAGCACGGGCAGCUCUGAACAGGGCCAUGCACCGGCUGCAGAGGGCCUCGGCGCGUGGCUGGUCCCCUUCCGCCACCCCACCGGCGCUCCGGCGACGGACGCCGGCGGUGCCCCGCCAGCGACGGCCACGCCUGCUGCAGCUCCUAGGGUGCCUGCUGCGGCGGCCCCUGGCCAUGAUCUUGCGGAGGGCAGCCAGAAGGACGGUGCGCGAUGCCAGCCCAGCGUGUUUGGAGAGGGCCACACCUCGGCCGUCGUAUCACCGGCCGGUGAACAGCUGCCUCUCGUCCCCGGCGGCUGCUCCCCCGCGGGGGGCAGCGACAAGGGUGUGGCUCGGGCCCAGGUGCUCCGAGAUCUGAGGUACCUCUACGAGGCGGUGCUGACCGGCAGGGGGCCCGCGGCGGCGAGAGUGCUGCGAGACUGCAAGCUGUUUGUAAGGGACGUGAGGCCCGCGUGGGCGCCGCCCCCGAGUGGCAUGCUGCGUGUGGCCCUCUCCGCCCAGCUCCCCCCCAACUUCCAGCUGGCACACAGCCGGACCAGGCCCUCGCCGCGCAAGGGGACGGCCUCGCCCGUGGUUGCAAGCUCCGCGCCCAACAACCACCACCCCUCGCACACUUCCCCGCCUACGCCAGCGACAGCCAUGCGCCAACUCCCGCUGGCGCCGGCCCCCCUGGCCCUGGACCUGCCGGCUGACAUCGACCUGGGCGGCACCGCGCUGGCCUUCACGGCGGCCCUCGGCGAGGCCUACGUGGCCUUCCAGAACUACGUGCCCCUCAUCCUGCUGCCCUCGCCCGGGGCGUCGGGGUGGAAGGCAGUGCCGGCGGCCACCGACGCCACCCGCCUGGCCACGGUGCUCCCAGAGACGGCAUGCAGUGCCGAGGCGGGGGGCCUGCGCCUCCUCUGGAUGGGCGGCAAGGGGCUGGACCGGAAUCCCGCCUGGUGGCGUCAGGGUGGCCACGAGGACUGGGUGGUGGCCUGCAGCUGCGGCACGCGGGAUGACGACGGCGAGCGCAUGCUGAGCUGCGACGCAUGCGGGAGGUGGCACCACUGGCGCUGCGCCGGCCUGGCCGAGGCCGACCCUGACCCUGCGGCCUGGCAAUGCCCCUCCUGCAGCCCUGGGUAG
This is a messenger RNA of Auxenochlorella protothecoides, 2379 nucleotides long. Its product is annotated as PHD finger protein. Lineage: Eukaryota; Viridiplantae; Chlorophyta; Trebouxiophyceae; Chlorellales; Chlorellaceae. Bases 1 to 2379 code for a protein of 792 amino acids. The transcript is spliced from 12 exons. The record is from RefSeq and is a predicted model, not a curated record.